Panicum hallii is the source of this 1581-nucleotide messenger RNA. Its product is annotated as protein COP1 SUPPRESSOR 2. Gene Ontology annotation, biological process: mRNA splicing, via spliceosome. The transcript has 6 exons. Gene Ontology annotation, cellular component: spliceosomal complex. NCBI's taxonomy places the organism in Eukaryota, Viridiplantae, Streptophyta, Magnoliopsida, Poales, Poaceae. The record is from RefSeq and is a predicted model, not a curated record. The coding region runs from base 200 to 1012 and encodes 270 amino acids.
GUCCGGGCUCACCAGGGCCGCCGGAGGCCCGCAGUGCAGACCUUGCCUGAAACUGGAAAAAAAAACUCGUUUCGAACCCUCCAAUCCCAAAUCUGCCCUCCCAACCCGCAGAACUCGCCGCCGGCCCCAGCUCCGGCGAUCUCCCGGCUCCUCCCUUCUUUCCACACCAAACCCCACGCCAGCCCAACACCGCCCAACCAUGUCGCGCAAAAACUUCCGCAAGCGGACCAUCGAGCCGGACGCCGACGACCGCUCCGACGACGAGGACUCCCGCCGGGUCUCCCUGGAGGAGAUCAAGUACAUGCAGAAGCUUCGGGAGAGGAAGCUGGGCAUCCCCGCCGACCCCGCCGCCGCCUCAACCAACGGGUCCUCCGCCAGGGGACGGGUGGGUGGCGGGGGAGCGGCCAUCGGGGAGGCCGAGAAGGAGGACCUCGUCCUCCAGGACACCUUCGCGCAGGAGACCGCCGUCACCAUCGAGGAUCCCAACAUGUUGAGGUAUGUGGAGACCGAGCUGGCCAAGAAGAGGGGUAAGAUGGUUGAUGUGGGACAAAAGGAGGAGAUGGACCAUGUGGACGAGCUCUACACCGUGCCAGACCACCUCAAGGUGAAGAAGAAGAACUCCGAGGAGAGCUCAACGCAGUGGACCACUGGCAUUGCUGAAGUUCAGCUGCCUAUUGAGUACAAAUUAAGAAACAUUGAAGAAACUGAGGCAGCUAAAAAGAUGCUGCAAGAGAAAAGGCUUGCGAGUAAACCAAAAUCAGAUGCAAAUAUUCCUUCAAGUUACAGUGCCGAUUAUUUCCAUCGUGGCAAAGAAUAUGAUGAGAAAUUGCGAAGAGAGAAUCCUGGGCUGUACAAAGAUAAAGAUUCUCGGCCUAAUGGAAGUGCAGGAGGUAAAGCAACAAAUACUAAAAACCCAGAUGGUGCCGCUGCAGGACGGAGAGAAGCUGCUAGUGAUGAGUUCAUGCUCCAGCGCUUCCGCAAGCGAGAAAAAUUCCGUGUCAUGCGAAGGUAGCCAGAGCUGACAGGCUGCUAGAUUGCUGCCACUGGCCCGUUGCCUUUGAGCUCAAACAUGUUGUGAUCACAUGGAGGCCUCAAUAUAUCCUGUCCUUUUUAGUGAGAAUUUCGCUGUAGAGUUGUAUCCUUCGUUGUUGACUCUGCUUUUGCAGCUGCUAAGGGCAAGGAGCAGAUUAAAUCCUUAUUACAGAGGUGAUUUGGGGCAAUAGAUUUGAGGAGAGGGUUAUCACAGAUUCGUGUAUGGGGUGGUUUGCAGUGGUUGAUGACAAUAGGAGCUGUAACUUGCCAGGAUGUUGCCAAGCUCCAUGUUCAUCUGCACCGGAAGAGACAACGGUGUGCUCUCUGUGGACAGUAUAAAUGAGCUGCUGUGGUAUCUAGUGGAAAAGCCAAAGGGUAGCACAAUGUCAUUUUCUUUCAAGUUCAUGGCAAAGCCAACGAUUUCAUCUUUCUAGCCUGGAAUAUACUGUUUCUCUGAGUUCCUCAAAGUCUGCUGCUGCAGUAGUAUCAGCUAUCUAUCAAGAACCCUGGAUUUUAAGGAUGAGUAAUUUGUGAGUUACUUUUGUUGCA